Messenger RNA from Salmo salar (Atlantic salmon), 1454 nucleotides. Its product is annotated as NOP protein chaperone 1. Lineage: Eukaryota; Metazoa; Chordata; Actinopteri; Salmoniformes; Salmonidae. The record is from RefSeq and is a predicted model, not a curated record. Gene Ontology annotation, molecular function: box C/D methylation guide snoRNP complex binding. Gene Ontology annotation, biological process: box C/D snoRNP assembly.
UUACUAUGUAAUUUGAGGGAAUUUAAUACAUUUUUGGGGGUCAAAUUAAUGUCAAAAGUAGAUUUUUUGGGGGGCAUUUUAGCUAACCCUAAUCCAAACUCAUGAAUAGCAUAGCUGGCUGUGCCUUGAGUAAGGCACUUAACCGAAAUUUGCUCCAGGGGCACCAUACUACUAUGGCUGACGGUUUGAAAACAGCACAUUUCACUGCACCAAACCCGUUUAUGUGACAUCCUCUUCAUGCUACGAAACUCAGGGACUUUUAUUUUGAAACGUCUUUCGGCGUUCAUGACACCGGAAGUAGACUCCACGUUGCGGAAGCAAGCACAAAACAGCGGCAGCACACAUGUUGAAGCAAAAUCAUCAUACGACGAGAAUGGAAUUAAAUUUGAACAACAACAAAACAAGCUCACAAGACUUGCUCGCGUGUGGCAACGGAGGAGGUCUUCAUGACAAGCUUCUCCUCAAGUCGAAGGGGCCCAAGACUGGCAGUUCUUUGCAAACCGAGAGGAUCCCAAGAAGUAGUGUUAUGGACAGACUGCAGAACUUCCUGCCCCAGAUGGCCCAGGCCAAUGAGAAGCUCAAGUUGCAGAUGGAGCAGGCACCUGAGGGCCACUAUGACAUAGAGAGGGUGGAGGAGUCUGGAAAGGUCAUAGAGAUGGAUGUGUCGCUGGUGGAGCUCAGUAGUUCAGACAGCGACUCGGACAGAGAGUCUUCACAGGACAACGACGCUAACUCAGACUCUGAGGAGGGGAGUGCGCUCACAGAGGAGAACCUCAAACUGCCUGGCAACAGCCAGAGGCAGAAAAAGAAGGUUCAUAUCCAAGUCCUGGAGAAACAAGUGGAUUAGGCCUCUAAAGAGACGACUGGGACAGUUGCCGUGCAGAAUAUUGACAUGCGUUGGCAAAACUAAUCAGCUGACGUGGGAUCAGUUCUCCUCCAAGCCCUUUUCAUAACUGUUAUGAGUGAAAGAAUGAGAACUUACCGUAGGUCAGUGAGGACAUGGUCCUGGAGGGCUAAUGGAUGGAGGUAACCUGCUGCAGUGAGGGAUAAAGGGGACAUUGGGGGAACACUGGUGUCUGUACUGUAAGGGCCAAAUAUCAUGUGUCAACAAGUGUUUCCAUGCUAUCUGAGCUUUGUUUUAUGAAUAGUCCUAGUCCCAGCAUUGUUACGGUUGGUCACAAGGUUUGUGAGCUGUGAAGUUUUUCCCAGAAAAAAAAGUUCCGAAACCGUGUACUGUAUUUCAUAAGUGUAUGAAAUCCAAGGUUGUUGUGUGGUUGUGAAUGACACAGCAUACACAAACGCUCAUGUUUAAAAGGAAAAAUGGAAGUAUAGACCAUGACAUUGGAUAAAUAAGAAACGAGUAUUCACCAUUGUACAACAUUUACACUACCGUUCAAGUUUAGGGUCACUGAGAAAUGUCCUUGUUUUUGUCCAUUAAAAUAAUUAAUCAGAAA